UCCGAACAGCCUUGUAAAAACAACAGAUGCUGCCUAUACCUUUCUGAUAUUUCCGGCUCUCUUUUGGCUGAAAUGAAACCGAAAGCUUUCAGCAGUCAAAGCAGGAGAGGAGGAAUGACCAUCAGACCGGACGGAGGCGCAGCGACGUGAGGCAGCGUCAGGAACUUCAGGAAAGACGAUCCACAGACCCAACAGAGAAGGCUAGACCUCAGAUCACACCCUGUCAGACAUGAGUCUCCAGGUUUGCCACUGCGGCUGGUCCAAAUGUACCACCUACCAGGGCCUGAGAACUCACCAGGGGAAAAUGGGAUGCACCCCGAAGGGAAUGCACAUCCCGGAGAACAAACUAGUUAGCUACUUUCCACGAAGUUAUAUCCAACCAAGACUAAUCACUUCAGUCGAUAUCUUCAAGACUCCUAUGAAGUUUGACUCUUCAGGAUUUGAGGAGCUGCAGGUUUGCCACUGUGGCUGGUCCAAAGUAACCACUUACCAUGGACUGAGAACUCACCAGGGGAUGAUGGGAUGCACACCAAAAGGACUAAGGAUCCCAGAGAGUAACCAGAACUUCCGGAGCAACAUGUUGGAGCAACCUUAUCAAAUGGACAACUGGUCAAUUCUGAACACUCCAGUAAAGGAGGAGAAACUGUUCAUAUCUCCAAACCUCCCCACCCAACUGAAUUAUGGGCUCACUCAAAAACUAACACAGGACAUGAACCAACGAGUGGUCAAAACUGAGCAGGAUUCUCAACAAAUGGUUCCAACCUUGAAUACUACCACAAUUCCAUUUGGCUCCCAGCAGACAGAGACAGAUGCAUCAUCACUGUCAACAGAUCUGAUGAGCUCUCCAUCAUCACGCAUCCUGCUAACAGAGUCCGACUCAUCAAUUUUUCAGACUCCACAACCUUUCCGUCAUGGUUUUCUAUCCUCGGACAACGCCUGCAGAAGGCUUGACUUUUCUUCUGCUUGUCUUAUGGCAGACUCAGACUCAGAAAUUGAAACAAACACACAUAAGGAUGCAGUUACUGUAAAGAAGACAGAAAGAGGAGCUGAAAGGCUGCUGCAGGCACAGCAAGACAGGAUGAAGGUUCUGUUACAGCAGAAAAUUCACAUCCGAGAGCAGAAGAUGACUGAAGUCAGAUCAGCCGUGAAAAGCUGCAAGGGCAGUUUGGAUGAUGAAUGGAUGCAGAUACACAGCGUCUUCUCAGAGGUGAUGAAAGUUGUGGAAGACGCUCGGAAGAAAGCUCUCGAGCCAAUCGAGAAGAGGAGGCGAAAGGUAAAAAGAGACGAACAGAAUCUCCUGCAGAAGCUGCAAGGAGAAAUUGAUAGACUCAGAGACUCCAUUGAUAAACUGGACAGAAGCCAAGACUUGCAGGCCUUUCCACCUUCAAACCUGGAUGGCUCCAAGGAGAUUAAAGAUCUAAAAGUCGACACUUCCUUCUCCUUUGGUACCCUGAAAGCAACAACAUCUACCAUGAUGAAAGACAUCCAGUGGCGUCUGGAAAACCUCUCUUCCCUCGAGCUCAAAAGGAUUACAACCUUCGCAGUGGAUGUAAAGCUGGACUCAGCCACGGCCCACCAUUGCCUUGUCCUGUCCAACGAUGGUAAGAGAGUGAGAGACGGAGGAGAGAAGCCAAAAGCUCCUGACGAUCCGGAGAGGUUCGACACAUUUGGCAGCGUCCUCGGGAUCAAUCGCCUGAACCGCGGCAGGGCGUACUGGGAAGUAGAGGUGAAAAACAAAAGUGGCUGGGAUCUAGGUGUGGCACGGCGGAGCGCAAACCGCAAAGGGGUGCUCAAGGUCAACACAGACAACGGUUAUUGGGUGGCCGUGCAUUUCAAAGACAGGAAGUACGCAGCCCUGACAGUUCCCCCCACAAGCCUCCCGCUGAGCGAGAAACCCCAAAAAGUCGGAGUGUUCGUUGACUAUGAGGAAGGCGUCGUGUCGUUUUAUGAUGUGAUGAACAAGUCGCACAUUUUCUCGUUCACCGAGUGUCUGUUCAAUGAUGACAUUUUACCUUAUUUCAGUCCGCAUCCUAAAAUGAAUGAUAAAAAUGUUGAUCCACUGAUUAUAUCUGUUGUCUAAAAGCAUGCCAUUAUCUUGAGUUGUAGGAUAGUCUCACCACAAAAACCUUUCGAAAAAUACCACGUAAUAAUCACUGGUGUCACACGUGUGGUAACAAUUUUAAUAUAUUCUUUAUUUUUUUAAGUUGAUCUACAAGUCUAUUUUUUCAAAUAAAUAUCCAUGACAUCCUGUUUCACCAGAUUGUAAAAAUCAUGUUAUGCUCAGUGGCUCAGCCACUCUUCAAAAUUUGAAACAUGCAAUUCAAGUAAGGCAGAUGUGUGUUGAUCUUUAUACGUCAGGAAACGGCUACAAGAACGUAACUACUGACCGAACAUCUCUGUAGUCAAACCAGACUGGAACAAUUUUAAAACCCCCAACUGUGACAAACAAGGUUCAACAAAGACUAGGUGAAGAUCGAUUACUGGCAUCAAGGCAACAUUUCCCCUUCUGUAAUUCUUAUAUAAGGCGAAAUGUAAGAUUGGAUUCCUUUGAAAGUGCCAGACUGACUUAAGUUUUCUCUGGUUGCUUAAAGCACCAACUAAACAACUUACACAACUAGUAGAAGGCUACUAAACAUUUCUCUCCAAGAUACAAUCAAGACCCGUUUUCUUGGAUUCAAAUAUGUCCACUCAUCAAAAACGGUUAGUAAUGGUGAGGAAGGUGAAGUAACACCUUGUAAAAGUUAAAGUUGGAAAUAAAAAAUAAAAAAAACUACAGAUGAAAUAGGAAUAUUACAAAAAAUAUUACAAAAAAACACUGCCAGAUAAUCCAGAAAUGGACAAGCAUUUAUGUCUUAUUGUGUGUGCAAACAGUAAAAAAAAAAUAAAAUGAAAUAAAGAAAAAAAACUU
Molecule: messenger RNA, 2908 nt
Organism: Poecilia latipinna (sailfin molly)
Lineage: Eukaryota; Metazoa; Chordata; Actinopteri; Cyprinodontiformes; Poeciliidae
Product: E3 ubiquitin-protein ligase TRIM21-like
Exons: 15
Coding region: 230-2080 (616 amino acids)
Molecular function (GO): protein binding
Source: RefSeq, a predicted model, not a curated record